CACUAAUACCCCAAUAUCAUUCAUAUUCAUGUCAACAACGUAGAGAGUAGAAGAGAAAAUCAAAUCUAAAAGUGGAUCCAAGAAGGUAUGGAAAGUUGCCACUAUCUUCACAAACAUCAGAGGCUAAAGAGAAAGAGGAGUAUGCAUUAGUAAAUAAUGAGUUUGAUGCUUAUAAUUAUUAUGCAUCUAAUUCUAAUUGGUGUCCAGACACUGAUUUGUCUACCAUGGUUUCUGCUCUCUCUCAAGUCAUUGGAACAUCAUCUACCAAUCAUAAUAACCCACACAUGGCACAAUCAACCUCAACUACUAUGGUCAAUGAAGAUUCUCAACAACCUCAACCUCUUAUAGAUCAAGAGACCAAAAAGAAACCACACUAUAGAGGAGUGAGACAAAGACCAUGGGGAAAAUGGGCAGCUGAAAUACGUGACCCAAAAAAAGCAGCUAGAGUUUGGUUAGGAACAUUUGACACAGCUGAAGAUGCAGCUCUUGCAUAUGACAAAGCUGCAUUCAAAUUCAAAGGCACAAAAGCUAAGCUUAAUUUCCCUGAAAGAGUUGUUCAAUGCAACAGUUAUAGUUCUAGUGCUAAUAGUGCAAUUCAACAAAGUGGUUCUGUUUCUAAUUCUCAUGAUCAACAAGUUUUCCCAAACUUGUUUCAGUAUGCUCAGAUUCUAGAAAGUGAUGCUGAAUUCCCUUAUUAUGCUUCUCAUCUUUUCAAUCAACAACAAGAAGGAGAUCCUCACCCACCGGACGAGUAAAAUCUAGUGAUUUCCUGCCAUCAGGAAAUCACACAUUCACGUAGUUGAGAUAUACAAUCAACAUUGAACGGUAAAAAAAAAUACAGCUUGUAGUUUUAUAUUUCAAAAUACCAAGUUUGAAUAUAAACCGGUCAAUCUUGAUCAUCGAAUGGUCACGAUGUGGCGACUUGUAAAUGUCGGAAAUCCCUGCAUGGUAGUGCAUGGUAGCCGGAUCCAGAAUAUUUAUGUCAAUUUUGUUCAAGAAACUAGAGUCAAGGAUUAAUGUGUCUUAUGAAAAUGGAUUAUUGGAAAAUUGUUUCAAAUUUAAAUUGUGUAUUAUUCGGAUCA
Messenger RNA from Medicago truncatula (barrel medic), 1082 nucleotides. Its product is annotated as ethylene-responsive transcription factor ERF113. Gene Ontology annotation, biological process: regulation of DNA-templated transcription; ethylene-activated signaling pathway. Gene Ontology annotation, molecular function: DNA binding; DNA-binding transcription factor activity. NCBI's taxonomy places the organism in Eukaryota, Viridiplantae, Streptophyta, Magnoliopsida, Fabales, Fabaceae. The record is from RefSeq and is a predicted model, not a curated record. The transcript is spliced from 2 exons. Bases 225 to 755 code for a protein of 176 amino acids.